AUGUCCGGCGGAGAGAAGAGAGCGAGGGAGGAGGUGGAGGCGUUGCUGGCGCAGACGAAGCUGAAGGAUGGGGUGAAGAACAAGAUCAGGGCCAUCGCCAACAACACGUGUGGGGACAAUGUGGGCUUGAAUAAUGCUCGCCUCGGCGUCAUUGGGGCGCGUGCGGUGGCCGAGGCGCUCAAGGACAACACCUGCCUCAAACGACUCUACCUGCACAACAAUUCCAUCGGCCCUGAGGGCGCCGUGGCGUUGGCGGAGAUGCUGAAGCACAACACGGCCCUCACAUGGCUCAGCCUGGGAGACAACUCCAUCGGCGGCCAGGGCGCUGUGGUGUUGGCGGAGAUGCUGAAGCACAACACGGCCCUCACAUGGCUCAGCCUGUACAACAACUCCAUCGGCGAUGAGGGCGCCGUGGCGUUGGCGGAGAUGCUGGAGCACAACACGACCCUCGAAACACUCGACCUGUGGGACAAUUCCAUCGGCGAUGAGGGCGCCGUGGCGUUGGCGGAGAUGCUGAAGCACAACACGACCCUCGAAAAACUCAACCUGUGGGACAAUUCCAUCGGCGAUGAGGGCGCCGUGGCGUUGGCGAAGGUGCUGAAGCACAACACGACCCUCGAAAUACUCAACUUGACCAAGAACUCCAUCACCCCGGUUGGCGGUGCGGCGCUGGGUGCCGCACUGGACCAGAACCGCACGCUGAAGAAGCUUAACAUCGAGAGGAACUCCACCGCCACUGCCCGCGCCUUUGGUGCCGCGCUGCCCGUCGACCGAGAACUCAUCACAGGGGAUUGGUUUGGCGACGAUGAGGGCAACGCCGCCUUCGACGAAGCACGCAAGGAGAAGAAACGACGACACCAUGAGCAACUGUUUGCUGCCUGCAGGGAUGGCGACGCUCCAGCUGUCACGUCCCUCAUCGAGCAGGACAAUGCAGACAUCAACCAACAGGACAAGCAGGGCGACACGCCACUGCACGUUGCCUGCAGGCACAACCAGCCAGCCAUUGUGAAGCUGCUCGUCGAGAAGGGCGCAGACACUUCCGUCAAGAAUAAGAAGGGAGAGAGGCCCUAUGAUGUGGCACAGGCCGGCCACGCUGCCAUCACCAGCAUCCAAGGGCUGAAGCCAGGCGGCAAGCCUUCGGAGCAACCACAGCAGCAACAACCAAAACAAGAGCCACCUGCGCCCACUCCUGCCGCCGGACCGAAGCAAGAAGAACAAGCAGCGCAAGACCAGCAGCAGCCCGAGCAGGCGCGCAGGGAGCGUCUCCAGCAGCGCAUGCGGGGGGUCAUAGCACGCUUCAACGCGACCAUGGCGGGCAGGGCCAAACUCAUCUUCAUUGGUCAGGGGCGCGCCGGCAAGACUUCCACGUUCCACUCACUCAUGGGUCACAUGUUCAACAAGCACGAGCACUCCACGCAUGGCGCCGCCUCAACCGACCUCGCCGUCAUUGUCGAAUCAAUGGACGUUCACGACUGGCAGGAGCUGGAUGCGGAAAUCUCUGAGUUGAUGCGCAGUCUCUGCGGCACAGCGCUGGCGCAGGAAUCUGGCGUGGACUUGCAGAUGAAGCAGGCGAUGAUGAAGGCGAAGGCCGACUUGGAGAGCCGCGUUGCCCAACACCAACAGCAACAGCGGCAACAAGAAGCCGAGAAGGCAGAGAAGGCGACGGGUUCAAAGUCGAAGAAGGAGCAGUUACAGAAUUCAAAGGAGACGCGGUCACGGCCAUCCUCCCGCACGUCGACAUCGACGGUCCCAAAGCCCAGCAAGGCAUCUCAUGACUCAGCAUCUGCGCCCACGAAGCAGGCCACCCUAAACCCUUCCAGCCAAAGUGAUGCUGCUGCGCGUGACAACAGCAGCAGCACCACGCCCGGCAUGUCUGCUGAGGAAAUGGAGAAAGCGAUCAAGGAAUUCAACGUGGACGCCGUCAUGGGCGAGGGCAAAGCGCGGGUCACGUUCAAGAUCUUUGACCUGGGUGGCCAGUCCACCUUCUACAUCUUCCACCCUUUCUUCCUCACAAAGUACGCGGUGUACCUGCUGGUGUUCUCGAUGGAGGACCUGCUGCACCAAGACGAGAGCAAGCGGACAGAGGCGUGGGAAUUUAUGGAGCACUGGCUCUCCUCCCUCCACCUCCACGCCAAGGGCGCACCCGUCCUCAUCGUCGGCACCUUCGCUGAUGUGGUCAGCAAGCGGAAGCAACAUGAGCAGAUCUCACGUGACAUUUACAGUCGCCUGCGCCACAAUCCCGCCUUCCCUGGCGUCAUCCACAACGACAAGCACGGCCUGUGGUUCUGGCCCGUUGACAACACCAAGUCCAUCCACGACUCCAUGAUCCAGGACCUGCGCCAAACCAUCUCCUCCACAGCACUGGCGCAGGAAUACGUGAGUCAGGAGGUCGCUGUGCCAUACCUCCACCUCUACGACAAGCUCAACGCCAUUGCCCGCGACGAGGAGCGGCCGCUGCUCGCGUUUGACAAGGUGGUGGCGAUUGCACGCACAUGUGGGCUGCGUACACGUGAGGAGACGAGGGCGUGCCUCCAGUUCCUGCACCUGUACUCGAUGGCGUUGUACUACGACCACGUGCCUGGCAUGGAGGAUUUCGUGAUCCUGAGUCCACAGUGGGCUGUGGACACGAUGACGCGCGUUAUCCGUAACUUUGACCUGCAUCACGAUGUGCGUGAUGGCGAGGCGAGGGCCGUUGGCGCGCAGCUGUGGGACGACCUCGUUGACCGCGGCAUCCUGCACCGUCACCUGCUCGACGUGUUGUGGAACGGCGUGGACAACAACUUGGUGAUGCCGUUCCUGCACCUGAUGAUGCAAUACGGGCUGUGCAUUGAGUAUUCCCCACCCAAGCUGGUCGACAGCCGCACGGCACUUGCCCGCACCAACUCCGGCCACGGUGACAACGAUGCGAGCGAGAGUGAUGAACAACAACAACAACACAAGCACCAGCAGUACCUGGUUCCAGCCAUUCUGCCGAUGACCAUCUGCCACAGCAGCAGCACGAUGGCAUCCGUGUCGCUGAGCACGACAGCAGCGCAGCGAAUCAACCCAUAUCUUGGGUACGAGGAGAAGACCGCAUUUGUUGCCUUCAGCCUGAAGCAAUUCAAGCGAAGUGCGAGCGUGCAAGUUGAAAAUGCACAGCACGCAUCGUUCCUGCCCGAGGGGCUGUUUACAAUCGUGUUGGCUCAUGUGCUGGCGCAUGCACAGCACGGCGCAUCGCAGGAACCCAAGCUGAGCCGCACCCAUGCCAUCUGCUUCAUGGAGUCGACUAAGCUUGAACUGCAGCUUGUGCCGGCUGUUGGCGGCAUCAAGAUGAAGAUCACGAGUGCGCAGCCACGCGCCAUGCUGCACAUGCUGCACACCAUGAUCAGCGAGGCCGCCAGAGAGCAUUACCCAAGCCUGAUGAGCAGCCUCCUGCUGCCAUUUGACGACAAGACGCUGCUGUUCUUUGAGGAUGUGCUGCACCACCACAAGAGCAAGCAGGACAUGUGGGUAGACGAACAGCUGCUGUCACCCGAUGACCUGAUCGCCAAGUAUGGCCGUCUCUUGCCCGUUCUCGGCCUGCAGGACAAGUACGACGUCUUCAUCAGCUACAGGCAACGCGCCAGCAGUGGGCUGGUGAUGGCGCUGCAUCCGCGCUUGGAGCAGCGCAACCUGGUCGCGUUUCUGGACGCCAACAACCUGGAGACGGGCCUCAACUUCAAGCUGUCGUUCAUGACGGCGAUUGGGCUGAGCCUGGUGGCCUGCCCCAUCGUCUCUGCUGCCACCAUCAUGCAGAUGAGGCAGCUGCAGCACAGCGACUACUGCGACAACGUGCUGCUGGAGUGGAUGACGAUGCUGGCGCUGCGCGAGUACCAACGGGCGCACGAGGAAGAUGAGGAGCAGCAACACGCCAAGAUCCGCCUUCGCCGCGUCGUGCCCGUGAUUGUUGGCAGCGCGUGGCACAAUGUGAACGACAGCAGCAUGAGCAAGGCUGAGGUGAGCGAGUACGACUCGUUUGACCGACUGAAGCGGCUGGCAAUGAAGUUGCCGGAUGCUGUGAGCAAAGAGACGGCAGCCGCGCUCGAUCAGUACUUUUCACAGGUGCUGCGCCUGCCACCACCCCAGCAACACAAAACCGUGCGUGAGAUUGUGCUGUCGCUCUUUGACAUUGACGCCGUGGUUGCAUUGGACGCCGCUGUGGACCGCACGUCGCAGCUGCGCGACAUCGCGGAGAAGGUGCGCCAGGUCGUCGCUUCUGCCAGGAGUGCAGAACAAGCAACGCAGGGGCCAGCAACAACUGCACGUCGUUCCACGCAAGUGCAAUCCUCGUUGUCGCUCUCGUCCACCUCCGCGACAACUCCUGUUACACCACCACCUGCCACCCCAUCUUCCUCCUCCCCCUCCUCAUCGCCAUUCGAGCCAGAGCUCAUUCAAUGGCUCAACCGCCACUCGCUGCUGUCGCACGUCGAGUCGGCGCUGAUAGAGCACGGCAUUGACUCGUUGGAAGUGCUGGUGGCUCUCGUACAUGAGGGCGACUUGACAAAGCAGACGCUUCGGUCCUCCGGUGUGUCAAUGGGUCCCGCCAUGAAGCUGGUGCGAGAGGCAAAGAAGUACAAGGUGGACGUAAGCUCAGCGUAGCGCUUGGCCACUUGACCCAUGGCAUCUCCUUUCUCUUCCUUUCACCACCGUCCAUUUUGUGGCUUCUGUUCUCUCCUCCAGUCCUGUCAUUGUGGUGCUGUUGUUACAUUGCGCUCAUUACCCACUGUUCUGUUCACACGCACGCCAGUUGUGGUUUCCUCGUUGCUGCUCCCUUGUUUUCGCUCCCCCCUUGUUGCUGUUGUUGUGUAUGACGCAUGUGUGCAUAGGUCUACCCUUUGUGGUAUGACUCUGCUUGGUUUCAUGAUACACGCGUAUGCAGCCGGUG
Salpingoeca rosetta is the source of this 4903-nucleotide messenger RNA. RefSeq lists its product as uncharacterized. The record is from RefSeq and is a predicted model, not a curated record. The transcript has 17 exons. Gene Ontology annotation, cellular component: perinuclear region of cytoplasm; cytosol; nucleus. Lineage: Eukaryota; Choanoflagellata; Craspedida; Salpingoecidae. Gene Ontology annotation, biological process: activation of GTPase activity; nucleocytoplasmic transport. Gene Ontology annotation, molecular function: GTPase activator activity; small GTPase binding. The coding region runs from base 1 to 4617 and encodes 1538 amino acids.